AUUCAAUGGCCUGCUUAUAAAUAUGCAAAACAUGACUAUCGCUGACUCAAUAUUAAAAUUCAUGACUAUUACAACAGACUGUGAUUUAGACCACGGUAGCUGUAACUGCACAGUGAAUAACACCUGGAGUGAUGCAGUAUGCCAGGAGCACUCAUGCUGCAAUCAACAAAACUGCACAUUUAACCCUCCAAAUGCUACAGCUAUGUGUGUCCCUGUCAACAGAGUUUUUAUCAACGGAUCACUUACUGUAAAUGCGUCAUAUUCUUUGGAGUAUUUUGAUUGGGAAAAUAUACAAUAUCAAAACCAUAGAACAAAUUACACUCAACAGCUGGAAUCUUGCUUCAGUUCUCUGGAAUGGUUUGACUCAUUGAACGUCACUGGAUUCAGCCAGGGUAGUGUCAUCGUCAAUUUUGUGAUGAACAUAAUGGGUCCAGUUGAUGUGACUGCUCUUGAAAAUAUAGUUACUGGUGCAGAAGUUACCCUCAAAGGCACUUUUAAUAUUGUAACGACAGGACUUAUAAAAAGCUACAAGAACCAAUCCCAGGAAAAAAUUCCUUAUGGCAGUUCUGUUAGCAUAACAUGUCAGCCACCAGAGGCACUAGGAAAAUGCAAUUGGACCUUUCAACAAAAUGGGAAACAGAAAGUAGACAUCACUAAUGGGACUGAAGCUACAGUUGUUCCAGGUUCCAUAAACAGCACAGUUUUUAUUACUAGUGCUUCAGAAGUAUGGAAAGGAACAUUUAUAUGUGACUACAAUUCUAAAAAUUCUACUUCCAUAACACAUAGAGGCAUUCUACUUUUGAAUGUAGCACUUAUUCCCCAAAUCACCAUCAUCAGUGAUCCUCCAUGUCCAAGCUGUAAAGGUGCUGUCUUACCAGUACAUGUUACAGUUCUGUGCAUAAUUUCUAACAGUACAGAAAACUAUGCCAUUACAUGGAAUUCAACCAUCUCAUAUAAACAAGAAGGAACUAAAAUACAGAAUAAUCAAAUUUCAUAUGAAGCCACAGCAAACAUCUUUUGUGAUAAGCGAUCUGAAAACAUAUAUGUUACAUGUGAAUUUAAAAACAGUCUAAAUCAGAUACAAAAUGCCACUAUAAAUAUUCCUAUAAUUUAUGAUAAUUCACCUGUUUGUAAACAAGAUGGUGAUUGGAAAGAAGUAAUAGUUAAUUUCACUGCCACAAUGUUAUGUGGUAUUGAUACUGUUGGAGUACAAACCAGAAAAUGUUCACAAAGCAAUGGAGAAACUGCAUGGGAAACUGCAAUAGUUCGGUGUGUGAACACAGACCUACAAAGUCUUCUACAUGAUGCUCAGAACCUCCAGAGAGGACAAGGGAUUGUUGAAAUGAAUGCAAAUGAUAUUUUCACUCGUUUGAGGCAAUCAACUGAAAAACCAACCUUCAGCACAUUUGCUAAUAUUAAUGCAUCUGUGGCGGUGAUGGGAACCAUGACCAAUGCUUCUUCCAUCCAGAAAUCUAAAUGGGAUAGCUCUAUCUUCCCUCAAUUGGUGAAAGGUUCGAGCAAUCUUUUAAAUGAGAGUCUAAAAGACUACUGGCAUUACAAUGGGAUCAUUCCUGUGAAUGGAAAUAAAUCUACCAUGAAAAUGUCAUUCUCAGUACGCAGACCGCGAAACCACAAAAUGUACUGUGUGUACUUAAAUAACAAUACAUCUCAGUGGUCUGACACUAAUUGUAUAUGGGGUGGUGCAAAUAAUCCAGGUUUCUGUGAUUGCGCCCAUAACAGUGCAUUUACUAUUCUAAUGGCUGUAGUUCCUAUAAAUAUAACAUAUGCAAGUGAUUUAACAUAUAUAGGUCUGGGGUUCUCAAUCAGUUCACUUACUCUGUGUUUAAUAAUAGAGUGUUUGGUAUGGAAUACUGUGGUAAAGUCAGAUAUUUCACACUUCAGGCACACUGUUUUAGUAAAUAUUAUGCUUUGCUUGUUGAUAGCACACUGCUGUUUACUAGUUGUUUCUUUUACCUCUACAACCAAGCAGUGGUGUUUAGUUCUUACAGUUAUGCAGCAUUUCUGCUUCCUGGCUAUGUUUUUCUGGACAUUGUGUAUGAGCAUGGGGCUCUUACACCAAUUAAUAUUUGUUUUUGUUAACCUGAGAAAGAAAGUGUAUUUGGGAUUAUCUUUUUCUCUGGGCUAUGUCUGUCCUUUAAUUAUUGUAACAGUUACCAUCAUAUCUUAUGACAAUGGUGCUGCUGAUUUAUACUAUGACCCUAAACUUUGCUGGUUAAUGUAUAGUGCUCCUUUACAGGGGUCAAUCCAUGCAUUUGUUAUUCCUGUUGGUAUAAUUGUGAUUGUGAACAUGUUCACCAUGGUUGUGGUUAUCAGCAGGAUCUUAAAACCUACUGUAUCAGAGGGAAAAACACAUGACGAAAAGGAAGUUGCAAGAAGUAUCAUUAAAACAGUUGUUUUCCUAACCCCUGCCCUUGGAAUAACAUGGGCCCUUGGGCUUUUUGUGCUAGUAAUUGACUUUACAUCCACACCUUUUGCUCAGAUUGUGAAUUACGGUUUUAUCCUUUUUAAUUCAUUCCAGGGUUUCUUCAUAUUUCUUACGGGAUGUCUUGGAGAGAAAAGGGUUCGAGAUGCACUGCUCAAUCGUUUUAAACAACAGAAAAAUGCACAAUAUAAAAGUGAGAGCUCAACAAGGAUAACAUCAGCAACUAAAAAGAAAUGACCAGAUCACUCUGACAAGGAGCUGUUCUUACUGAGACCUGAAAUUUGUUAUAUACAGAAGCCAAAAUACAUGGAAGGACUGCACAAGUUUGCCUGUAGUAGCA
Messenger RNA from Electrophorus electricus (electric eel), 2783 nucleotides. The record is from RefSeq and is a predicted model, not a curated record. Lineage: Eukaryota; Metazoa; Chordata; Actinopteri; Gymnotiformes; Gymnotidae.